AUAUUCAAAACAGUAGGGGUCAAACUGAAAUUAUGCCAAAAGCAACACUAGCUUCUCCCCACAUUCCAAAUCCUCCUCCAAGUUGGCCAGGUAACCCAGCUAAGGAUAACCUCUCAACAAGAAAACAAUGAUAACCAAAAAAUGGAAUACACAACAUGGGAUCAAAGAAUCCAAGCAUUAACACACAUCAUAACCAAUCCCACAACUAAACCAACAUUUGAUUCCCAAAUCUUCAUUUCUAGCCAAGUCCCAUGUUAUCUCAACUGGGACUAUCCACCAAUUCUAUGCACCAAAUCUUCCACCAACACUUUCCCUUCAGUGUAUCUGAAAUGGUCUUUCUCAGUUUUCCUGAAAAGGGUUUCAAGACUUGGGGCACCUGAAACUUCAUGGAGGUCCAAAUGCCCAUAUCAACAACCCCCACCACUGGUACUGGCUAAAGGGAUAGAGGAAGCUCAGUGGGGAGAUGAAGAGAGGAGACAAUAUGUGAGGAAAAGGUUUAAAAGGAGACCCUUUGGGAGUGAUGUUCACCCUUUGAUUCCAUUUAUUGUGCCUAAUCUCUUGUUGUUCUCUCUUCUGUUAUGGAACCCUUUUCCAAUUGAUGGGUCAGAUUCUUGAAUUUGGAGCUUGUUUGUGAUAAGGUUGUUCCUAGUUUUGUUUUCUUCAAUCCUAAAUUGGGAAUAUAUGUUUCCCUUGAUAUUUUCUAACAAAGAUUUGGUCAAGAAAUUAUCUCAAA
Molecule: messenger RNA, 733 nt
Organism: Lycium barbarum (goji berry)
Lineage: Eukaryota; Viridiplantae; Streptophyta; Magnoliopsida; Solanales; Solanaceae
Exons: 1
Coding region: 142-615 (157 amino acids)
Source: RefSeq, a predicted model, not a curated record